ACAGCCUGUGAAGUCUACUUCAGACUUUGACUCAGGAGAAGAUGUUUUCAAUCAUUUUUCUGUUGAACCUGCAGGUCCAUGGCCUCUAUGCCGGCCACUCUCUCCAGUAUUAUCACACGGCAGUCUCAGCUCCAGGACAUGGGCUCCCACAGUACAUUUCUGUUGGCUAUGUGGACGGGAUACAGAUUAAAACAUACAGCAAAAGCCGGGCUGUUCCUGUGGCUCAGUGGAUGGAGAGACUGGGACCCGAUUACUGGGAGGGAGAGACACAGAAUGGCAAACAUGCAGAGGCUGUAUACACACAAAAUGUGAUGGUAGCAAUGGAUCGCUAUAACCAGACUGGAGGUCUCCAUACAUUCCAGGAGAUGUACGGCUGUGAGCUGAGGGAUGAUGGCAGUAUCGGGGGGUACUGGCAGUAUGGAUAUGAUGGGAAGGAUUUCCUGGCUCUGGAUACCGAGCGUGGGGUUUAUAUUCCGGUCACAGACCAGGCUCAGCGCAGCGCACAGAGAUGGAACAGUCCAGAGGUGCGAGCGGGGGACAGAGCCCAGUAUUACCUGCAGACUGAGUGUAUUGAAUGGCUGAGAAAGUACAUUGAGUAUGGCAAGGAGGAGCUGGACAGGAGAGUUCGCCCAGAGGUGAAGGUUUCCAGUCAGCAAUCAGAUGGGGUCACAAAGCUUCACUGCCAGGUGUACGGGUUUUACCCCCGGGAUGUGGAUGUGAUUUGGAAGAGAAAUGGGAUAGAGAUUCCAUCAGAUGAGGCCAAACAGGUCCUCCCCAACACUGAUGGCACCUAUCAGAUCACAUUCACAGUAGAAGUACCGCCAGAGGAGGGGGAGAUAUACUCCUGCCAUGUUGAUCACAGCAGCCUGAAUGAGACACUCAUUGUGAAUCCUGAUCACAGAAUGGCCUUCCCUCGUCUUCAUUAUGCUAUACCUGUUAUAGUGUUUGUCAUGCUUGGAUUUGUAAUACUGAUAAUUUGUUCAGUUUGGCGUGUUCUGUCUAUCAGGUCCAAUUCAACGUACAUCUCUUCAGCAAAGCAACUUGAAUUGAACACGACAGCUUUAAGGCCCAAAUUAACUUCCAUCCCUGCCAAAAAGCAACGUCAAUUGAACACGUCAGACAUAAGGUGACACAGGGCUAUGAAUAUAUCUAAAGGAACACGUCAAGUUGCAAAGAAAUGGUAGAUCAUGGAUUGUUUUUCUGCAUCCAACACUUUUUCACCUGAAGAGUAAAAAAGGCAUAUUUGAUGUGACAAAUAGUACAAGUCAGUAUUUAUACCCAAUAGAUUUUUACCAUGAAAUAAAUAUAAAAAUAUUUUUUAUAUCUCCUUUCCUGACAGAACGCUGUGCCAUAAAAAAAAUAAAAAAAUAGAAAAAUAUAGAAAAUAUAGUGGUUUAUCGUCACUGGGCAGGUGAGCUUGCACUUUAAUGGAGUGAUACUAAAAACUCCUGUUAUUUAAAUCUGCAUAGGAAUUUGGGAUAGCGCACAGGUAACUCUCUUUCUAUGUAUUUG
Molecule: messenger RNA, 1512 nt
Organism: Pelobates fuscus (common spadefoot toad)
Lineage: Eukaryota; Metazoa; Chordata; Amphibia; Anura; Pelobatidae
Product: class I histocompatibility antigen, F10 alpha chain-like
Exons: 10
Coding region: 42-1130 (362 amino acids)
Biological process (GO): immune response
Cellular component (GO): external side of plasma membrane
Source: RefSeq, a predicted model, not a curated record